GUUUUGUAUCAUUGGGAUAUCAUAAGGUUUUUGGAUUCAAAUAACAAAAACACAUUACAUUACAAUAAUACAUUGUAAUGGCUUCACAAACAAUCUCUUAUGUUGCUUUUUUCUUGUUACUAGGUUUAGGGUUAUCCUCGGCCACUCGAGCUCUCCUCACUUAUGAUCAUGUAGGAGGAUAUGCCGGUGGUGGUGGUGGUGGUAGUGGUUCUGGUGGUGGAGUUGUUUAUGGUUCGGGUAGUGAGCAUGCUGGUGGGUAUGGCGGUGGAGGUGGUGAAGGAGGCAGUGCAGCAUAUGGUGGUGCUGGAGCUGGAGCUCAUGCUGGUGGAGGCGGUGGUGGUAGUGGUGGUGGUGGAGCAUACAGUGCAGGAGGAGGGCAUGCAGGUGCUUAUGGAGGUGGAGAAGGCGGAGGCCAUGGUGGAGCUAGUGCAAGUGGUGGGAGUGCUUAUGGUGGUGGUGCCGGUGGUGGAAGUGGUGGAGGUGGUGCUUAUGGCGCAGGAGGAGAACAUGCUGGAAGCUAUGGUGGGGGUCAAGGUGGAGGCCAUGGUGGAGCUUACGCCUCUGGUGGUAGCGGUGCAUAUGCUGGUGGUGCCGGAGGAGGUUCUGGUGGAGGUGGUGCUUCAACUGCAGGAGGAGAGCAUGCCGGAGGGUACGGAGGUGGUGAAGGUGGUGGCCAUGGAGGAGCUUAUGCUGGAGGUGGUGCUGGUGCAUACGGUGGUGGUGGUGGAAGCGGUGCUGGCGGUGCUGGUGCUUAUGGUGGUGGUAGUGAAGUUGCAGGUGGUGGAUAUGGUAGUGGAGGAGGAGCAGGUGGUGCUGCUGCAGGAGGAGGGCAUGCAUAUGGUGCAGGUGGCGGAGGCGGCUCAGGAGGAGGUGGUGCCGCCUAUGCUGGUGGUGCUCAUGCAGGUGGAUACGGUGGUGGUGCUGGAGGUGGUGAAGGAGGUGCCCAUGGUGGGUAUCCUUGAGACCUUGACUGCAUAUAUUGUAUUAGCAUACAAUACAAUCAAGAAUCUAAAUUCAUCGAUCAAGAUUAAGUAUUAUAAUCAAGUAUUAUUAUUUAUGUGGAACGAAGUAUUUUGUUUAAGAAUUCGGAUUUAUUAGGCAAUUGUUGUAAGAGCCUGAAGGACAUUGCCAGAUUUCUAUAUGUAACGUGUAAUCUUAUACGAACUUCAAUACAAUUAUUCAAGUUUCCAUAA
Molecule: messenger RNA, 1193 nt
Organism: Chenopodium quinoa (quinoa)
Lineage: Eukaryota; Viridiplantae; Streptophyta; Magnoliopsida; Caryophyllales; Amaranthaceae
Product: glycine-rich cell wall structural protein 1.8-like
Exons: 1
Coding region: 78-962 (294 amino acids)
Source: RefSeq, a predicted model, not a curated record